GCUCGGGCCAGCGCUAGCACGGGCCAGCGUUCUACGGCGUAAACAUAGUAAGUAGUGUAAGCAGGUGUAAGCUAGUUGUAAACACAAUGUUGGUUGGCUCAAUGACUUCACGUUGACUCCAUGACGUUCGUUUCAUGAAUGUGCAGGACUACUCGAUUUAAAGUUAAAUGGUAUGGCGAAACUAUAUGAGAGGUUCCUGAAGAUACUGCAAAAUUGGCCAUUGCAUCUUGAUUAUCCCCUGCCUUUAAGGAGUCUUGCUCAACACAUACGAGAAGAAGGCAAAGUUGCCUUUUCAGCUCGUGGAGACUUAGUUGGAAAAUCUCAGAAUUGUGAAAGACAUUUAAAAUCUCUUGAAAGAAUUUCAAGAGGGCACUGGUUCAAGAAAUACCCAUCUAACCGUCUGACUGGUUCCUUGGGCUUGACAGCCGAACAAUGUAGAUUUGGUUUAUCAGAAGAAUAUCAACAAGCUUUAAAUUCGUCUAGAAUUUAUUCGUCAUUUCGUACAGUAAUAGGCUCAGUCAGGAAGAAAUAG
Messenger RNA from Frankliniella occidentalis (western flower thrips), 532 nucleotides. RefSeq names its product ubiquinol-cytochrome-c reductase complex assembly factor 2. Bases 173 to 532 code for a protein of 119 amino acids. Gene Ontology annotation, biological process: mitochondrial respiratory chain complex III assembly. The record is from RefSeq and is a predicted model, not a curated record. Lineage: Eukaryota; Metazoa; Arthropoda; Insecta; Thysanoptera; Thripidae. The transcript is spliced from 3 exons.